This is a messenger RNA of Rhododendron vialii, 2144 nucleotides long. RefSeq names its product WRKY transcription factor 72A-like. The record is from RefSeq and is a predicted model, not a curated record. Gene Ontology annotation, biological process: regulation of DNA-templated transcription. Gene Ontology annotation, molecular function: sequence-specific DNA binding; DNA-binding transcription factor activity. Bases 94 to 1779 code for a protein of 561 amino acids. The transcript has 4 exons. NCBI's taxonomy places the organism in Eukaryota, Viridiplantae, Streptophyta, Magnoliopsida, Ericales, Ericaceae.
UACAUUGCUAAGAGAGAAGUUAGAGAGAGAGAGAGAGAGAGAGAGAGAGAGAGAGAGAGAGAGAGAAGAGAAGAGAAGAGAAGAGAAGAGGGGAUGGAGGGUGCUUUGGGAAAAUCUGGUGAAGUAGUGAAGGAAGAGAAGAGAGUUGAAUCAAGCGGCGAUGAAGAUGGUUACAAGGAAAAUAAUUUCCUUAAGGAUAUUAAGCUUGAAUCCGCCAAGGCCGAUCGCGAAAUGGGUGAAGUGAGACAAGAAAACCAGAGACUAAGGAUGCAUUUAAACCAGAUCAUGAAGGACUACCAGACCCUUCAGAUGCAAUUCGACAACAUUCUCAAGCAAGAAGCCAAGGAAUCAGCAAACAUGGGCAUGGCCCGCACCGAUCUGCUAGAUCAGGCAACCGACGAGCCGGAGCUAGUUUCUCUGAGUCUCGGGAGAAGUACUUCAAGUGAGCCGAGAAAGGAUCAAAACCCUAAAAGACUCAAGGACGAUCAACAAGAAAAUGAGGGUUUGGCCCUCAGACUCGACAGCAGUUCUUUUGAAAUGCCUAAAACAGGACCAAGCACUGAAAAUUCAUCGAAAUCGAGCCCUGAGAACAACUUGGAAGGGAAUAAAGAAGCCGGCGAGAGCUGGCCGCCGCACAAGGUUUUGAAGACAAUGAGAAGAGAAGAUGACGAGGUUUUAGAGCAGAAUCCAGCGAAGAAAGCUAGGGUUUCUGUGAGAGUCAGAUGUGACACCCCCACGAUGAACGAUGGAUGCCAGUGGAGGAAGUACGGGCAGAAGAUUGCGAAAGGAAAUCCAUGCCCGCGAGCAUACUAUCGUUGUACUGUUGCACCAACCUGUCCUGUAAGAAAGCAGGUGCAAAGAUGUGCUGAGGACAUGGGCAUCUUGAUCACCACCUACGAAGGAACGCACAACCACCCACUUCCCAUCUCCGCCACCGCCAUGGCAUCCACCACCUCAGCCGCGGCCUCCAUGCUACUGUCUGGCUCAUCCACCUCCGGAACAGGCCCCGCUGCCUUAUCCGCCGGCACAAUCGCUUCUUCAUCAGCUGACCUCCAAGGAUUAAACUUCUACCUGUCUGAUAAUUCAAACACUAGGCAGUACUACCUACCAAAUUCUUCAAUGUCAUCUGCACCUUCACACCCAACUAUCACUCUUGAUCUCACUUCCCAUUCCUUAUCCUCAGCCUCUUCCUCCUCUCAUUUUAGCAAAAUCCCAUCAAAUUUCCUUUCAGCCCCAAGAUAUUCUUCCACAAAUCUCAAUUUCAGUUCUUUGGAAUCCAACCCCCUACCCAUUUCUUGGACUAAUAAUGGGGUCCUUAACUAUGGGGCUCAGAUGCAGUACAACAAGAACCAUGUUGGUGGUAAUUCACUCAACUUUGGUUCUAAACAAAAUCAAGAGAACAUGUUUCACUCUUUCAUGCAGAAUCUUGUCCCUAAUUCCUCUCCCCCCAGACAAAUCCUACCAACGGACUCCAUUGCGGCUGCGACCAAGGCAAUAACGUCGGACCCGAGCUUCCAAUCUGCUUUGGCAACUGCUCUCACGUCCAUCAUCGGCUCCAAUGGCGGUGGAGGAAGAAACCUAGGGUUUCAGACCGGAGGCGAAAACUUUGGCAAGAGUUUGAAUUUUGGUGAGGCCUUCCCAUCACCUAAUACAAACGGGAAUAAAUGCUCUUCAAGUUACUUAACUCUAACACCGCCUUCAGCACCAAAUUCUCUGCCGGCAAGCUUGACGUUUUUGCAACCACUGCCAUCACCUUCGGCCGACAAAUUCUCUACCUAAAUGCCCCAUUGCCGUUUCGUACCUCCAAAAGCGAGCCCACUCUUCCUUGUGAGAGGGGCUACAUCGACGAUUGAUUAUCAGAUGAUUGGGCAUAGGGAAUUUUGUUAGUGAUCAUAUCGUCGUCAAGGUUUGUUGUAUUGUUAAGAAAUUGUGCAUUGAUAUUCUUAGGAUUUUUUUCCGGUAUGUAAAAGAGACAUACGUACUAUGAUCAAGAAAAUCGCACAUGUCGUGCGAAUAACAUCUUUCCUUUAGUUUGUUUUUUUUUUUUUCUUGUAUUUUGUUGACAAAAUAUUACUAAUUAUGUACAUAUGAUGAAUAGACCAUGAAUUGAGAAAUUGGCCCGAUCUUGUUAUUUUUGAUAACAU